UUUAAUGCUAUUUUAAGCAAAGGUAGUAACCGUUUUUCCUUUGUUUUUCCAGCUCCAAACAUGGCCCUUCCCGUGCCGGUUGAGGAGCAGUUCAAGUGCUGCAUCUGUCUGGACAUCUUCACCGACCCGACCUCCAUCCCCUGUGGUCACAACUUUUGCCUGGGCUGCAUCGAGGACUACUGGGAUACCAGGAAGGAGUGUGAGUGUCCGCUGUGCAAAGAGACUUUCGGAAGGCGACCGAAACUCAGGAUUAACCUCGGAUAUGCUGAAAUCAUUGAAAUCUAUAAAAGGUCUCAAUGGGAGAAUAACCCGGGAAAAAGGAAUAAUUCCCUCGUCCAACUUUCGGAGGCUGACGGAGUUCCCUGUGACAUCUGCUGUGGAGACAAAUCCCCAUCGGUCCAGUCGUGUCUGACGUGCAUGGCAUCUUAUUGUAAACUUCACCUCACGCCACACGAGAGGGAUCCACUGCUGCAGAGACACCAGCUGAUGGAUCCGACCAGUUUCACCGUCAGUCACCACUGCAGAAUACACAAGAAGCCGCUGACGAUGUUCUGCGUGAGCGACCAGAAGCCUGUUUGUGUGAGAUGCACAGAGAGGGAACACAAAAACCACAACACAGUUCCCAUCGCGAAGGAGAAGAAGAGGGUCAAGACCUCUUUGAGGGACACUAAGACAAGCCUGAAACAGAUGAUCCAAGCCAGAUGCAAAAAAAUGGAGCAGAUCACAACUUCUGUGGAUCAAAGCAAACAAAUCACAGAAAGGGAGAUAGAGGGCAGUGAUCGGGUCUGCAGCUUGCUGAUAACCCGCAUCAAGAGGAACCAGGCCAGGCUGGUGGAUGAUCUGGAGGAGAAUCAGCAAGAAGCUGAGAUGAGAGCCCAAGAGAUGUCCGAGGAGCUGCUGCAGGAAAUCCAUGAGCUGCAGGCGAGAGGCAUCGAGCUGAAGCAGCUGGAGCAAGAUCAGAGCCCGAUUCACCUCCUGCAGAGAUUUCCGUCUCGCAGUCGACUCCCAUCCACUAGAGACUGGUCUGAGGUCGCAGUCCACACUGAUAACUGCAUUGGGAUGGUGACGAGAGCUUUUUCCAAGCUUGUCGACAUCUGCCAGGAUCUUUCAGACAAACUGUCUGCAGAUGAAGCAGACAAGCUGAAUCAAUAUGCAGCCAAUGUCACUCUGGACCCUGAGACUGCUUCAGGCUGGCUCCUCCUGUCUCCAGACAGAAAGCAGGUGACCGUCAGCAGCCAGAAGACAAAUUUACUCCCAGACAAUCCUCAGCGGUUUGACUCCUGCGUCUGCGUUCUGGGGAAACAAUGUUUCGCAUCUGGAAGACGCUAUUGGGUGAUUCAGGUUGGAAACAAACCCGACUGGGAUCUUGGCGUGACCAGGGAGUCCAUCAGCAGGAAGGGGACCAUCACGGUGCGUCCUGAUAACGGUUAUUGGGCGAUCUGUCGCCGCCAAGGGGGCAGUCUCAGCGCCUGUGCCAGCCCCUCCGUCACCCUCCGCCUCCAGGAAACCCCCCAGAAAGUGGGCGUGUUCCUGGACUACGAGGAAGGAUCGGUGUCCUUCUACGACGCCGAGGCCAAUACCCACAUUUACACUUUCACUGGGUGUGACUUCAACGAGCCCCUCAACCCGUACUUCAACCCCUGUGUUCUCGAUAAUGGGAAGAACACCGCCCCGCUGGUCAUCUGUCCUCUUGAGGAAGGAGUCAGGGAAGGACAGGACGUAACCAUUGAGUCAGCUAUGUUAAAGGAUCAGUGGCGAUUUUAGCCUGACAUUUCUGGUGGGGCAAUUUUGUAUAACGUCAUGUCACCGCCACAAAGGGGUAGCUGAUUAUUAUAACAGUAGGCCGAUAUAGACCAGUCAGAUAUACUAUGGGCUGCAUCUUUGGAAGAGUUUUUUAAGUAAUAUGAUUACUUAAAAAACUCUUCCAACGUUUUUGUAAUCUAGCGUUAGCUAACUAACCCGUAGCUGGCAUUGAUCUGACUGUAUGUCUUUUCUUCUUCUUAGUCACGGGAUACAGGUCUUGCGGUUUUCACAUUAUUCCAGCCUAGUUGCCAGGCAGAUUUCGUGGGGCACAUCUGAACGUGCCCCACCGCUCAAUGUUAACUUUGGCCUGUGUGGUUCACGCUCAUCGGUGUUUCCACGGUAACGGUGGGACAGCGGAGAGCAGCAUUUAACAGAGCACACAGGCAGAAAAACACACCAAUCAAAUUACUCCAAAACAAGAAUAAAAUGCUUGUGAGUCGAUUUUAUUCACACACAUAUUCACGCUUCUUUGCAUUAAAAAAUAUAUAUAUAUAUAUAUAUUUUGCCGCAAAGUACAAAUGUAUUGAGCUUUCUGCACAACACCGUCAUCUGGAUCUGGUGGGGCAGUGCCCCACCUACCCCUAAUGUAGAAACGCCACUGGAUAGUAUGGUACUAAGUUUUCAUAAUUAAAUUUAAAUAAUGUAUUGUUCUGGACUAGUAUCUAAUCAACACUGGCAUUAAACAAGUUGAGUGUUAUGAGAUGCCUUGAAACAUGCUGCACACACUUUAACUGUCAAAGAUAUGGAUGCAAUAUUUACACUAUUUCUGAUGGCAUGUAUUGUUUCACUUUCUCAGGUUCACACUGUUCUAUCAAUCAAAUGAUAUCAAACUCAUGUGUAUAUAAAUAUAUAUAUAUGAAUAUAAUAAUACAUAGAAUGUUUCAAAAACCUUGACACUUUGCUAACCUAAAUGUGCAAUGCAUCACUUGAGAUGCAAUUUGUUAAUCUGCAAAUAAAAGUUAUAUUUAGGGACAUUUAAAUUUGUCAAAUUGUCUAUUUAAGGGCAAUUAAUUUGUCAUUGAGAGUUUUUUUCUUUUCUUUAAUAUGUUGUCAAUUCUAAAUAUUAAGAUAUGGUUCAACUGCAAAGUAUUUUUCUUAUUCAGCCUUUAUUUUUCAAGUUAAAUUUGUAUUGCCAAAAUAAAAGAAUUUCCUCAGAGGGCUUUACAAUCUGGA
Messenger RNA from Pseudoliparis swirei, 2976 nucleotides. Its product is annotated as E3 ubiquitin-protein ligase TRIM39-like. NCBI's taxonomy places the organism in Eukaryota, Metazoa, Chordata, Actinopteri, Perciformes, Liparidae. The transcript is spliced from 9 exons. The record is from RefSeq and is a predicted model, not a curated record. Gene Ontology annotation, molecular function: protein binding; zinc ion binding. The coding region runs from base 61 to 1764 and encodes 567 amino acids.